Penicillium brevicompactum is the source of this 1422-nucleotide messenger RNA. RefSeq names its product microfibrillar-associated 1 family protein. Gene Ontology annotation, biological process: mRNA splicing, via spliceosome. The coding region runs from base 1 to 1422 and encodes 473 amino acids. Gene Ontology annotation, molecular function: RNA binding. The transcript has a single exon. The record is from RefSeq and is a predicted model, not a curated record. Gene Ontology annotation, cellular component: U2-type spliceosomal complex. Lineage: Eukaryota; Fungi; Ascomycota; Eurotiomycetes; Eurotiales; Aspergillaceae.
AUGCCUCCACCACUCCCCUCCUCCCACCGGGGGAUGACCAAAAACCCCAUCAAGCCAAGUCGCUAUCGUCCCGGAAAGGCAGUUCCUGAAGAUGAGUCUUCAGAGGAAGAGGAAGAAGACGACGAAGAGGCACAGAAAGAGGAGGAGCGUCGCAAACGCAUUGAGGCGCAGCGCCGGAGGCAGCAAGCUCCCAAAGCAAGCUCUUUCCCCGCCGCAGCGGUAGCCCAGCAGGCAGCAGAGGAUGAUGAGGAGGGAUUCGUUACCGACGAGGACGAGGACGCGCCCGCGCCCGCGCCAAAAGCUACGCAACCUACAGAGGGCAUAAAGCCUGCGCAAAAACCUACACCCACAACUGCUACAGCCGAGAGUGCGAACGAGGAAGAGGAAGAGGAAGAGGAGGAAGAUGAGGAGGAGGAAAGUUCAGAGGAAGAAAGCAGCUCUGAAGACGAAGCGCCUCGCCGAAUGCUUAUCCGACCAACAUUCAUCAAAAAAGACAAGCGCAACGCGACCCAAGAGUCUGCAGGCCAGACACAAGCUCAAAUUAAUGCGGAAGCAGAGGCAGAAGAAGCCAAGCGCGCCGCCCAACGGCAAGAAAAAGCCGACAUGCUUAUCCGCGACCAACUCGAAAAAGAAGCCAUCGCACGCUCAGCCGCCAAUCGCGCAUGGGAUGAUGACGAUCUUGUGGAAGCCAACGAAGAAGAAGCAAUCGACGAUACAGAUGGUCUCGACGCCGAAGCAGAGCUAGCAGCGUGGAAACUGCGUGAAUUGAAGCGAGUCAAGCGCGAGCGCGAAGCAAUUGAAGAAACCGAAAAAGAGCGCGAAGAAAUCGAGCGUCGGCGCAACCUUACUGCCGAAGAACGAGACCGUGAAGACAGCGAGUUCAUCGCAAAUCAGAAAGAAGAACGCGAGGCGAACCGCGGCGAGUCGGGCUUCAUGCAGCGCUAUUUCCACAAGGGUGCUUUCUUCCGUGGAGAUCUCGAGGCCGAAGGCAUUGAUCAGCGCAACCUCAUGGGUGCGCGAUUUGAAGACGACGUCAACCGUGAUACCCUGCCCCAGUACAUGCAGAUUCGGGAUAUGACGAAGCUGGGCAAGAAAGGACGCACACGCUAUAAGGACAUGAAGUCUGAGGAUACGGGUCGCUUUGGUGAUGGGCUGGAUAAUCGGAGGCGGCGUAAUGGCCCGCCUGAGGGCGUUACAGAUGAGCGCUUCAUGCCUGAUCGUCCUGGUGAUGAUCGAGACCGGGGGCCUACGGGUGCGAAUGCCAGUGUUGUGAGACCUAGGAGGCGAUCGAGGUCGCGAUCACCCCGGCGGGACCGAGAUGAUCGAGACAACGGUCGGGAGCGCAGUCGUUCCAGGGAGCGCAGGAAACGGAGUCCGUCGCCCUACGAGGAUCGGGAAAAGCGCCGACGGACGGGUUCGUGA